AUGAAUCCAUCUAGUAUUUGGUUUAAUGCUGUUCAAUUAUGUUUACAAGGUGCAUUCAUCGCUCAGUUGGAAUUUUAUUCACAAGAGUUUGUUGCUUAUUCGUCUAAAGGUAAUUCAAUGUUGCAAAUUCCAAUCGAAUACAAACAAAAUUAUCACCAAGAGGGCACACAUCACGGCUCCAUGUUACUUGACUUUACUUCCAUUGAUGUGAAAUCUGUCAAUUGCAACAAUCAAGACGCGUUCAAUUCUGAUCGUGUCAUUCCGGAUACAAUUACUCGUAGUGGUAUAGGAAGACCUUCUAUUUCAUUAACGAAGUAUCAUGAUCAAAAGUAUAAUUUAUCAGACGGGUAUUUAUGUGAUACUACAGAAAAUGAGACAACAACAGAUUAUGGUCCAACUCCAACUCCAACUCCAAAUUAUUAA
Messenger RNA from Candida tropicalis MYA-3404, 423 nucleotides. RefSeq lists its product as uncharacterized. The coding region runs from base 1 to 423 and encodes 140 amino acids. The transcript has a single exon. Lineage: Eukaryota; Fungi; Ascomycota; Pichiomycetes; Serinales; Debaryomycetaceae. The record is from RefSeq and is a predicted model, not a curated record.